This is a messenger RNA of Saccoglossus kowalevskii, 2590 nucleotides long. Its product is annotated as tyrosine-protein kinase HTK16-like. Gene Ontology annotation, molecular function: ATP binding; protein tyrosine kinase activity; protein binding. The record is from RefSeq and is a predicted model, not a curated record. Lineage: Eukaryota; Metazoa; Hemichordata; Enteropneusta; Harrimaniidae. Gene Ontology annotation, biological process: protein phosphorylation.
GCUUUACAGCAAUGUUUUUCGGCUAGUGUAAUCUUGGACAAUGUUACUACGAGGCAUCAAAGCUCGCUUCAGAUUGAAAAAUGCGGGGACUCGCCUUAUGCCACACGACGUACCGCCGUCUCCGAUCUAUGAAGACACUGUUUUGUCCGCAGAAGGAAAGGCGUUGAAACAGAUAUCGGACGUGACACAAGAAUUAUGUGAAAUAUUCAAACGAGUUAGCGUCACCGAUUUCUUGAAGAAGGAUGCGAAGGAAGCCCGAGAACAAGAUGUCAAUAGCAUGUGGUUCCACGGCAAAAUCACACGAGAUACUGCCAAUCACCUGCUGGAAACCAACGGGAAUUCCGAGGGACUUUAUCUAAUCCGGGAGAGUGUCACUGCCGAGGGGGAUUUUGUGCUGUCGGUCAUUCAUAACGAACAACCUCAACAUUUUCAAAUACAGCGAUUCACUGAUUUGUUAUUUCAAAUAGACGAUGGCCCAAUAUUCCAAGGGUUGGACCAGUUGAUAACGUAUUAUAGCCAGGCUGCGAAUGGGCUGCCAACGAAGUUGACGAGAUUUUGUAAAGGCACCCAGCCUCCUUCCCAACUACGCCGGUACGGCCGUAACACCCCUUUACACAGAGCCACUCUUGAAAAAGAUGUAACAAGUGUACAAAUGAUAUUGAACGAUCCACAGCAUUCUGCUGUUGAUUCAAGGAACAUUUCAGGGAAAACUGCCCUCCAUAUCGCUUCAUACAAUGGUUGUGAUGACAUUGUAGACUUGUUACUAGAUGCAGGAGCUAAUGUCAACAGUAAAAGUAGUAGUUUUAUUACUGCAUUACAUUGUGCCUGUGCUGGUAACAGACCAAGUACUUGUAAGAUGUUAUUAAGUAAAGGUGCUGACCCAACAGAACGGCAUCCAACUACAGGCUGGGUGCCAUUGCAUGAAGCAGCUCAGCGUGGGCAUGUUGAAUGUGUUCGUACUUUGCUGUCAAUGAACGUACCAUGUAAUCCCAGAAGUUGUGAUGGAAAAACACCAAAAGACCUCGCUGAAAGAUAUGAAAAGCAAAGCUGUGUUACAAUUCUUGAGGAUUAUGUACCACCACCAGCUAGGACAUCACCAAGCGAGUGGCUGCAUGGUGAAUUGAGUCGCAGUGAAGCAGGCAACAUGCUGGAAAAAUUUCACCGUCAAGAUGGCCGCUUCUUAAUUAGACUGAGUAAAAAUAAAGGUGGCAUACCUGUAUUGACGAUGUGCAUGUUCAAAAUAAUCUAUAAUUUUGAGAUUGUACACAAAGAUGACAUGUAUUACAUAGAUGAUGGACCUUUAUUUCAAACACUGGAAAAUCUAGUGGAACACUAUACACGCUAUGAUGAUGGUUUACCUGGUAUGUUGGGUCAACCAGUUUCACCGAUUCAACGUGCAGUACCUGACAUGUAUAUGUAUGAACGAGAAACUAAACUUCUUCAAAAAAAACCUAUGCCUCCUAUACCACAACAGUCAGAAUCUGCACCAACAGCAAAACCAAGGAAAACAAAGCGUGAAAGUAAAAAAAUAAAGCACCCAGCCAAGAAACUAUUAUAUAUAGAUAUCAAAACAAUCAGCAUUGGUCGUGAGCUCGGUGAGGGAGAGUUUGGAGCCGUAUUGGACGGUAUGUGGACCAAAGAUAAUGGCUUAAGAGUGCAGGUGGCACUGAAGACAUUACGUGAUGAUAAUCUGUUGAGUAGUAAUGAGUUCUUCCGUGAAGCAGAGAUAAUGGCUGGAUUAAAUCACCCUUGUAUAGUGGAAUUAUAUGGAGUAGUUUCUGGUGCACGUAUGAUGAUAGUUCAAGAACUAAUAACAAUGGGAAGUUUACUAGAUUACUUGUUUGAUCAUAGAGCGGAUAUAAAGGAGAUUGAUUUCAAAACUUGGGCUGCUCAGAUUGCAUUUGGUAUGAUGUAUCUAGAGGAGAUGGGCUUUGUACACAGAGACUUGGCUACAAGAAACAUACUCCUUGCUGAUAGGACUAAGGCGAAAAUCAGCGAUUUUGGAUUGUCAAGAGCUGUUGGUAAGAACAGUAAUUAUUACAAAGCUUCAGCAGGUGGUCGUUGGCCUGUCAAAUGGUAUGCCCCAGAGUCGAUAUAUUUUGGUACUUUUUCACAUGCAAGUGAUGUUUGGAGUUAUGGUGUGACACUAUGGGAGAUGUAUUCAUUUGGUGACCAACCAUAUGGAGAGAUGAAAGGUGUUGAGGUUGUUGAAAUGCUGGAUGCUGGUGAGCGGCUUGAAAGACCAUCAAAUUGUCCACACAAAGUCUACGAUAUUAUGUUGAAAUGCUGGUCAAUGGACCCACAGAAACGACCAACGUUUUUCAAUCUCAACUCAAUCUUUACACAAGAUCCAGAGUAUGCUCCACUUUACGAAAGUGUUGUACCUGGCUAUAAAGCAACAACUAGGAUUCUUCAAUGCAAAUAAUUUUAUAUAUCUUGUUCUUCUGAUAAUAAUUAUUCACUGGGUUUUAUUUUCACUAUUUUAUUAAAUAAAUAAAAUCCAAUCACUCAAACCAAUGUAAACAAAGACAAAUUCAUUCCCAGUAAACAUAAAUAAAUAUCAAAAUAGUGAAAUUUAAGUGACAGGCUG